AUGGCAACAACUGAGGAAAUAGUCGCGCAAUACGAAGAGAUGUUUUCUAAACGAUUUACUAACGAAGAUGAGGAAUACAUGAAGACAGUGAACAAGCCUCAGGCUUCUCCUCCCUGCCUUACGGAUUGGAUAAACACUGGUUACAGAGACAGGUAAUAUUAGUCAUGGAACAAUUUUACAAUGCCUUCUUACUUCGUUGUAUAUGCCUGAAUGUAUUGUAGGUAUCGAGAAGCAAAAAUACAUUUUGUAGUGACACUGGAAGUGGACAUAAAACCUGGAAUAUCCCUAAAAAGACCAUACAAUGAGUGGAGUGAAGAAAAUUACAAGCAGAAACCCUGGCUCUCAUCCGUAAAAUGUCAUUAAUACUCUUUCUGGUUGUUUGUUUGUCUGUUUUCAUUUGGUUUGUUUAUAUGUCUUCUGGUGUGUUCCAGGCAGGGCCGUACCUAGGAUUUUUUGUCUGCGGGGGCAAACUCGGUUUUCGUGAGAUUUCGGACCAAUAUAGCUACAAGAAACAGCCCAGCAAAAUCAGACACUAUGUUAGAAAAAAAACAUUUAGUUUUCCUGGCGGGGGCAACUGCCCCCUUCGCCCCCCCGCUAUGUACGGCCCUGCCAGGUUUUCUCAGUUCAUUGCUUUCACUGUGUGUGAAAGAAAUGUGUAGAAAUGCUGUUUUUGCGCACCUAACCUUGUACCCUAAAAUCUUCUCUCGUUUCCACCAUCAAGCAUAUUACGAACUCACAAUGGCCUGCUCUCCAGUUGGCUUGUUAAGCUCAGUGGAUAGAGUGUUGCGCCUAGUCACCACAAUGGUCAAGCCUGAAUUUUUUCAGGUGCUUUUUCGAGCACUUAGGUUGUUCACUCUACUGCAAUGGUCACUUUCAUAUCUUUAUCCACAGUUCAAAAUAUUAUUCAUUUUAUAUAUUUUAAUUCAUGUCAUUUCCACCAUUGGGUAUCUUAUGAACUCGCAAUGACCUGCUCUUCUGUUGGAUUGAUAGGUUCAAUGGAUAGGGUAUUGCAUCCAGUCAUUGCAAAGGUCAGGGUUUGAUUUCUGGUCAAGCCUUAAUUUUUUCAGGUUCUUUUUCAACUGCUUACGGCAUUCCAUUUAAUUCUUUCAAGCAGGGGAUCAUGUUGACCAUCUGAGGGGUCACCAAGAUCAUGAGCUAAUUUUUUUGUUAUAUUUAACUUAACACUUAAAUGUCAUCGGUCGGGUCAGCAAGCGUUCUUUGUCAGGUCAUUGACCCGAAACCCGUCUCAUUUCUGGAGCAUUGUGCUUAGGUUGUUCAUUCUGCUAGGAAGAUCAUGAUUACUUUCAUAUCUUUAUCCACAGUUCAAAAUAAUUAUUCAUUUCUAUUAUUUCAAUUCAUAUCCAUUUACUCUGAGACAAAUUAGGGAUUGCCCUCCCCUCCCCCCUUGGAAGUAUGACCAGUUAUUAGAGUGCUCGACUACAGAGCAGUAGCAGGUCAUGGGUUCAAUCCACAUGGCCAGACCAGCACUCGGGGUCUUAAAAUUACUUGGAUUUGAAGAUCAAAUUGCUGGACCUUCACAUACUUCAAAUGGCAAAAUUGAAAUGGGGUCUUUUCUCUGGCAGGAGACAUAAAAAUAGUGUGAUCCUAGAUACAUUUUAGUACUUUUGUGCUAAGAACAUUGACAUGUAGAUGAAUAAUGUUUUUUUUUAAAUCUUCUUUUCUAGUUUUUUGUUUCUUUAAGUCUUACUUUUACUUGUUAGGAAAAUAUUGGAAUUUUGAUUUUACUUCCAACAAAGGUUCAUCUUUUUUUUGUAUUAUAAGUAAAGUUUCCCUUCACAUGUUUUUCUUUCAUGAUUCAGUCGCCAUGAGGGCAGAGGGGAUAGCAGGGGCUAUGAAAGAUCAAGACAUGACAGUGGGCGAGACUAUGGCAGGCGAUAUGGGGACCACGGAGACAGACAUGAUGACAGAUCUCGGCAUAGAGAUGAUAGGUAUUAACAUUAUUGUGUGACAGUUUAUUUAAUUGCCUCCUGAAAUGUCACAUUUCCAGAUACAGUACAUGUAUUGUUGGUGUUACUUAAAGUCAAGCUAAAGAUUUUAUUAUUUUGAUUAUUUCUUGUUUUCCAUACCAUCUGAUCAAACUUGCCAAACAUGCGGUAGUAAAUUUUUAUUAUAAUAAUUUUAUACAUGAUGAUUAUUACCAUUUUACCAGUUAUUUUCAAAGUUAGGAGGCUGAUAAUAAUAAAAUAAAUAUUGUUAUUUUGGUCAAACAUUCCAUAAGUGACCAGUACGCAAAUGCGAAGAGUUAGUGGUCGCUUAGGGGAGGUGUCACUUGUACAGUGUUCUCCUUAUCAAGUGGUAAGCGGUAAAAUUUACCGUCGAAACAACACUUCUUACCACCUGGAACCGCUUUAAGGUUUCCUAACAUCGAAUAAUUUGUGUUAAAAAAUAUGCAAGUUGUGAUCCGAUCUGAUUAAGGUAGUGAAUGAAUAUAUGGAAGUGUACUAAAGUGUACACAGCUUCUCUUUUUAUGGGCCAUGCAUUUUGGAAAGAGAGCAUUGAAGACAUUAUUGGAAUCAAACGUUUUGAAUAAUUGUUGUCUAAAGAUAACAACUGCUGAUUUUGCGUAAAAUAGGUCUUAAAAUGAGGGAAGUACCUUUCAGAGAAUGUAGCUCCUAAAUUUCACGGCGAGGUUGGAGCCAUGUCCCUCACUCCCCUACUCCCCUCCCCCCAGGAAAGUGUGCCUCUGGCACAUAUUUUUUGUCUUACCGGCCAUGAAUGGUCCCUUACCUGCUGAGCUAAAAUUUAGGGAGAACACUGCUUAUAACAGUUGGACUGCAGGAGGUGUUUUAGGAAGAGAAACCCUGACCAACUACUUUUUUGGAGAGAAUGUAUUGCAUGAAAUUUUUAGGUAAUAAUAAAUUAUUCCACGAGUGCGCAUUGGAUAUGUGAUGUUAUUAAAAACUGAAUCAUUGGAUAAUGCAAUUCUAGCAUUUUGAUUGGGUGAGCCGUUAUGGUAUAUUAUACACUUAAUGUCAGAUCCCGAGGGAAACAGUUAGUUUUGUUUUCCCAAGAGUCCUGAUGUUUCCCGAGACGAAGUCGAGGGAAACAUCAGGACUCGAGGGAAAACAAAAGUAACUGGUUUCCCGAGAGACCUGACAUUAAGUGUUUUGUUAUAUUUCUAGACUUUCACUUCAACAGCAACAAAAGAAUAACCGGAGCGAACCAAAACAGUCGACUCGGUACUUAUAACAACACAAAUUUAAUUCUCAAAACCACUGAAUGAAUGAUUUACAAACAAAAGUACUUUCCUCAUAUUAUCUGCAUCUUUUUCCUCCACUAGCUGCUGUUUUUCUUCUGGGAACUUCUGGGAUAACUUUAAAAAUCGUUGCUUUUUAGCUUGAGGCUUCGUUUUUGUGUUGUUGUGUUCAUUCACGAAAAAGAAAACUGGCUGGACCUGGCGGUGUUUUUCCCGCCUUCUGUCACGCCACUUUCCACCAUGCUUUGAUCACGUGCUGCAAUGUAUCCCGAGCGGGAUACAUUGUUUAAUGUAUCACGAUCGGGAUACAUUUGAUUUUAGUCAAGGCCACGUGACCAAGAAUCAACCAAUGGCAGUCCCUGUUUAGCUGAGUGAAAGUCUAGGAAUAUAACAAGAGCUAUUAUACCAUGCUCUCCAUAUAUGGUCGGUGUACGCGUCAGUUUAAAAUUGGAAGCUAGCUGAGAUUUUUUUUCGCGAAGGAUAGAACGGCUCCCGAAGCAAAUUGUUUUCAUUCAUUUUUUAGAAUACUAGAAAUGCAAUUUCAUCGCAAGAAAAAAGACAAAAACAAACAAAAAAGCCACAAGAGCUUGUUUGAAAGUUUGUCAAAAAACACAUGAAAACACAUGGAACUAAAGUACCUUGACCAGCUACGAAAGAAGACAAGUGUUGUUUCUUCAUGAUCGCGAAGCCAUUCGCCGAUCGAGUCACUCGCCGAUAGAUAACUGCGGCUUGUUUAUCCGACAUCAAGAAUACAAAUCACAAGUAACCAGCUACAAAUACAGGCUAUGCAGCCAUUCACUAGAGCAAUCGAGGCGGCAGUAUAGCUUCUUAUGUCGUUCAGCAAAACCAGCUGUGGCUUCAAACAACUUCAUAUCAAGCGACCGAGGUAAUAGUUUUUCUCCGUUAUUCUUACUUUUAUAACUGCACCGAAAAUCCAAAUUCACAGUAAUUUCGACGGCUGUCACUUAAAAAUUCUUUUCCUUCACAUUAUCUGCCAGGUUUUUUUACCUGUUCUGCUGUGUAAAAUCGUAGAAUCCCGAUGAGUUUUUAAAAAACUAAUGUUCAUCGCUACAAUGUUUUGAUUUUUCAUUCAUGCUGUCCAGGCGAGUCCGUUCGCGUGUUGACAGUUUUGAUAGACGUGUGACAUGUGAAUAGCAGAAGUCCCUUGUCUUUUCCGGUUUGUUCUAGUCGGGGAGAUUCAACGAGAUUUUGUGGGCGUUGUUAAUAAAACAAUUAUUCCACUCGCGCUUGUUGGAUAUGAGAUGAUAGAUAGCCAACUUGGCGCUACGCGCCUCGUUGGCUAUAAUCAUCUCAUAUCCAACGCGCUCUCGUGGAAUAAUUGUUAAUUAGAUAGCCAACAAGGCAUGUAGCCCCAGUGGAUACAAGACAAUUAUAGCCAUCUCGGGGUAUUUUUGUAUUAAAAUUGCCCACAAAAUAUCAGGGUCUGAAAUUAACUUUUUGAUAUCGUUGCCAACUGGCGAGCAAGUAUAAAUUUUUGGUUGCCGGAGGGCAAAUUGCAUUAUCCAAUCAUUCAGUUUUUAAUAAUAUAUGUUAAUCCAUUUUGUUUCUAAAAGUUCUUUUUAUACCCUGAAUAGCAAAGUACAUACAGCAAACACAAAGGUGGGCCAUUUUAUCAAUAAUUGGUUGCUUAGAAGUGGUUAAAAGCAAUGGAAAAUUUUAAAACAGUCAUCCUAAAAAGAGGCUGUGGUUGAUAAUGAGAGUUGGUCAUUUACAAGAAGUUCCAACCAUGUUUUAGAUAGGUUGUCACUUACAAGGGGUGGUCAUAGUUAGAGGUUCAACUGUAUUAGUAUUUCAGUAUAAAUGCACUGAACUUACAAAAGUCAUUUAUGAUUUCCUUUGUUAUUUGGUCCAGAUAUGGUGGACGCUAUCGCGAUGAUCGACACAGAGGAUAUGAAGAUCGUAACAAACCUGCCACAGAAUACGGCUCUCGAGGAUAUUACGAGUUCUUCUACUGAUGACUUUUGUAUUUAUGUGUGGUAACUUUUACAUGUUAUGCUGCCAAGGAGCAUAAAACUUUUAUUCACAUUGUAAAUGAAAAACUAAUAAGCAGUGUAUGAACAGUUUUCACAACUGCUGCAGAGUAGACCCUUCCACAGUUUGACUGGGACCAGGAAGUAAAAAUCCAUCAACACAGCUGGAAAAAAAUGCCUUAAAAUAUCAGCAAAGUUGCCAAGUUUGAAAGUUAUUUGUUGAAAACCACCAGAGAUGUACCUCUGUGUUACAGACAUUUGUGCGGUGCGGGCCAACUACAGACGUCUUUAAAAUUUACUUUGUAGUGCAAUAUCCUUACUCUCUGUGGACGUAUCACCUUUAAGCUUGGUAAGUUUCCCAAUUUCAAGGUGCUCUUCCCAGCAGUGUCAAUGGAUAUUUGCUUACUGCCCUUCAACAAAAGUGAAGUGGAAACUAAAAACGGUUGAAGGGUCUAUUAAUGAAAGCAUGCAUAUGUAACAUCAUCCAAGGAUGGCCUUUUUGUGUUAAUAUACCUAAAAGCAGCAAAAUUAUUGAAACUGUCAUUUUGUUUGUUUGCUUAGAAGUAGUUAUCUUGUUGAUACUUGUCAUUAUGUUGUAUAAUUGGGAUUUCAAUAAGGUACUGUGUACAUGUUGCAGAUAAUAGUCUCCUUUCGUUUUCGUUACCAUUUUUAUUUUACAAAAACCUGUCCUGUUGUCCGUGCAACAUGUUGCAUGAAAUAGAGUUAACACUGCAAGUAAGAGCAUUUUUUUAAGAGCCUGUAGGGUUUUCAUGUAAAAUUCUAGUAGCAGGAGAAAGGUGUAGCCUUACCAAAGAUUAAUUUGAAAGAGGCUCCAUGCCUAGGCUAUAGUCAUAGGCUACUGAACCGUAGCAGAAUUCUCUGAUCUCUGAUGCCUAAAGAACAUCCUAGACCUGAUAGGCUAAAUUUGCCAGUUAGAUCACUUAUAUACAAGAACCUUUUGAGCCUUAAAUUUUUGAACAGGUUCCUGUCUUCUAAGAUAAAAACAUAUGUGAUAUUAAAGAAGGACUUCAAAAUUCAUGCAAUCGAUGCUUCAAUUAUUUUUAUAUUCAUUUUCACAUAAAUACUUAUUUGGUUUGCAGAUUUUAUAUAAGGAUAAGGCUGAACACCACUAAAUUCUGUUAGCUACAAUGUAACUUUUUUCUUCAGAAAAUAAGAACCUGUUGAAGAACCUAUAAAGCUUAACCUUCUGCCAGUUACCAGUUAUGUUUACAGGGCUGUAACCCCUAACAUCAAAAUUCAAAUUCUUAUGCGUUAUCCCUUCACGUUUUCAAUAGAAGUAGUGGGGAGAAUUUGUUGAAGUGUCAGUUAAAUUCAUCUUGUGUGAUCAUUUCCUUAACUCUCAUGACCAUUCUGUUUUAUAAAGUAGUGAUAUUACCAGGAGAAAUUUGAUGCUGAUCACUCUUCGUGCUUAAAGGGUUAAGGGCCGGUCCAGCCAGAACAGUCAAGUCCUAAAUAGUAAACGUUUUCACGACGGAGACGUUUUUCUAGUAAAAACUCUUGGAACAAGCCUAUGUAAUUACAAACUGACCGAUCUGGCCGGGGUCCGGGCAGCCAGUUCUGACUUUAGGAAAGUGCCUUAUGAUUUUCAGUGUGUCCUUUUCAGUGCAUACGAUGGGGAAUGUCCUUCAAACUUUUUUCCAGUAGAGCGCCCAUUUUGAGCCAAAUUGUACCGUAUUAUCUUCAUCUCUUUAAGUGAGAAACAGUGUCCAGAUGUACGUAGCACCUCAUUCGAUGACUUUCUCUGUAUUCCAGUUUUGGAUCACUGACAAACAAUUCAACGCAUUGUGAAUAAAGGUGUCCUCACAUUCUCAUGAC
This is a messenger RNA of Porites lobata, 7044 nucleotides long. The record is from the annotation of a GenBank genome assembly. Lineage: Eukaryota; Metazoa; Cnidaria; Anthozoa; Scleractinia; Poritidae.